AAGUCCAACGGACAAACAAGCACCAGAAUCCUCCUUCGAGGCCAUGUCGAAGGAUAAGGUCCACUUGGUGAGGUUCAUUCUCGACGGACUAGAUGGUAAAAUAAUCGACUCCAAAACGGAGGGGGCGCAGACCCCCCUCAUCUCCUCUGUUCUGCUCCCCGACUGUAAGACCAGGUCCAAACCAGGUCCAGAGAUGCUUCUCCAUAGAGGCGCCAGCGUCAAUUGUCAAGACAAGAGUGGCCGCACAGUGCGCUCAGUUACGCGUGUGAUAAAGGUUACCUCGAGGCGGUGAAGAUUUGGGUUAGAAACAAUGCAGAUCCAGAGAUGGUUGACGCGUGGGGGAACACUGCGCUAACGUACGCGGCAGUGACAGGUCACUCACCGGUCGUUGCGUUUUUGGUGAGAGCCUUCAAGAGACUGGGGCUUCAGAUAGAGCGACAGAAUAAAGUUGGUAACUCGGCGGUGGAGGUGUCAAAGUUUCUCGGCCACACAGACUGUUUUUAUGCGCUCACCAGUACCUCAAAGAAAACUCAUGAAAACGGCGUUGGGGGUCAGAAAGAUGGUCCUUCCAACGUCAGCUCGGAUUGUAACGUAAAUGAGGAGAAGUUGGAGUGAAAGUUAUUGGAUCCCAUUAAGAGACCAGACGUUCUUCAGGCGUGUCUCCAAAGCGACAGCUCCACAGCAGUGGACGGGACAUGGCUCCCUAGGGCAUCGGGUUGCAGAAUAAAUUAUCUGAGUCGAUUACUGUCAAUUGAUUCCAUUGAGGAGUUUGAGAGAGAGUUUGACAGCCCUACAUCCCCACAGGGGCUGUUUUUCUCGGUUGUCCAUGACCCAAACCCCCUCCUCGAUCUAACAACCUGACCUGUCCGAAAAACGUCUCUAAGGUCACCAAACCUGGGGGCAAGUUGACCAGCUGACAAUCCCCUGCCUCCUCUUACCAGAGGAUCUGAUCACAUAUCGGUUCUCUAUUCGACCUGGCCGGCCAAAAACACCCUGAAAACAACCAAAAGAUGUGCGUCAAUAUCUGAGCCGACUGCCUCUCGUCUUGGUAUCCUACUAACUCCUAUCACAGGCAACAAAGGCAAAGACGAAUCGGAUAAGGACAAACUGUAAACAGCACCUGACUUUAAUAUGAGGGGAUUUGAUGAUAGUUAUUACCAGAAAAGGUGCAGUUUGCCCACAAGUAUCAGUCCUGUGCCACCUGACCGUUCGAAAAUGCCUUUACGAAAAACCAAAACCACCAACUGCCAACACCGACAUUGCAGAUUUUACACUGCCUGUUGCCAGCUCCUCAACGACUUUAACAGUUUUGGGCAACAAACUGUUACGGAGAUUUACUUUCCCCGCGUUUAAACAGAGCGGGAAGGAGGCGCCGGAGGGCGCGUGUGGAGGAGAUCCCGCCUCAGGUUCAUCGCGAGGAAUGCCGUGUUCAGAGACGUUUCCGCUGUGUACGAAACACCCUCAGGUUGGUAGCAAGCCCAACAUAGACAGCAUAAGCGCCGUGAAGUGCGAGUUGACUUCAAUU
Molecule: messenger RNA, 1525 nt
Organism: Coregonus sp. 'balchen'
Lineage: Eukaryota; Metazoa; Chordata; Actinopteri; Salmoniformes; Salmonidae
Source: the annotation of a GenBank genome assembly